AUGCUUAGUAGUUUAACGACGUCCUACACGGGCGAUAAACCCUUCCCCCAUAGCGUCCUCCUUUGGGCGAUCACCCGGAGUGGUGCUGUCAUCUCGUGUGGCGGCGAAGCCGAGGCAUCCUAUCCUAUCCUAUGUGCGCACGUGAGGUUCCGCGUUUACGUAUGUUACUCAGACGUAGCGGAGGUUUCUAGGCGUAGAUGGCGAUCAUCCUUUUCUUAA
Amoebophrya sp. A25 is the source of this 219-nucleotide messenger RNA. The record is from the annotation of a GenBank genome assembly. NCBI's taxonomy places the organism in Eukaryota, Dinophyceae, Syndiniales, Amoebophryaceae.